GCAAAAACUUGGAGCACGGGCUGAAAAAAGCAGGACUUCUCUCAUUCGUGCGCGAGUUGGACGGCAACGAAAACGACUCCCUGGACAACUACCUUCGCGAUGCCAGCAUGUAUGCUAGAGUGGUCAUUCUGAGCGUCCGGGGGGCGCUGGUUAGGAAGUUCAUGCUGGCAGCGCACGCUCUGGGCAUGACCAAAGGGGACUGGAUCUUUUUGGACGUGGAAAUAUUCCAGGGCUCCUAUUGGGGCGACCACGACUGGAAGGCCGGCGACUCAGAAGACUACAAAGCGCGCAAGGCCUACGAGGCCCUGCUCAGAGUGUCCCUCUUGCAACCAACCAGCGACAAGUUCCAGGACUUUGCCGACAAGGUCAAGGAAAGGUCUCUUAGGGACUACAAUUACACGAUCAGCGAAGGGGAGGAGGUAAACUUCGUCAUUGGGGCUUUCUAUGAUGGCGUUUUCCUGCUGGGCAUGGCCCUUAACGAGACUCUAUGGGAAGGGGGCGACAUUAGGGACGGCAGCGACAUCACCCUUAAAAUGUGGAACCGGACUUUUUCAG
Dendroctonus ponderosae (mountain pine beetle) is the source of this 555-nucleotide messenger RNA. RefSeq names its product receptor-type guanylate cyclase gcy-28. The annotation marks the transcript as partial. Gene Ontology annotation, molecular function: signaling receptor activity; peptide hormone binding. Gene Ontology annotation, cellular component: membrane. The record is from RefSeq and is a predicted model, not a curated record. The transcript has 4 exons. NCBI's taxonomy places the organism in Eukaryota, Metazoa, Arthropoda, Insecta, Coleoptera, Curculionidae.